UUUAGAAAGUCGGUUCUAUGUUUGUGUUUGUAAGAAGCCGAGAAAUGAGUUCGGUUCAUUUUGGUAAACCGAGGACCCUCAGACUUCUGCUACCAGGUGGUGGCGCUAUAUGCCUAACCACGCCUGUAAAAUGAGGAAGAAGAAGACGGGGCUCUCACUAAGAACUACACGGGCUUGUAUCGUCUAAAGGCGAAGCCAUGACGAGGUGGGCGAGAGCCAACAACGUCCACAAACACAAACCAGCCGAGGCGACUCCCUGGAAUCAGCUCAGGUCAGCCGGAAGAAGAAAAGAUGGAGGUGUGCCGUCUCAGACGGACCCUCUGAGAAAGACCUGCGCUUCUGCCGAGAGGAAACCCAACCGCAAGAAGAAAGAGUACACCAGCGAGGACGUAAACGGGUUCCUGGAGUACCUGAAGCAGAGCGGUCAGGGCGGAGGCAGGGAGGCGGAGACGGAGCUCAGGGAGACGGUGGAGGUGGCCCUGAAGAAAGACAGGAGGAGGGAAGACAGGAGGGUGAAGAGGCAGAAGGACAAGAAGAGUAAGAUGGUGUGCUUUAACUGCAGGAAGCCAGGUCACGGUCUGGCCGACUGUCCAGAAGCCGACAGAGACGAGGAAAUGGGCCGCGGCAUCUGCUUCCGCUGCGGCUCCACAGAGCACGAGAUCCAGAGGUGCCGAGCCAAAGUGGACCCAGCACUGGGUGAAUACCCGUAUGCUAAAUGCUUCAUCUGUGGUCAGACUGGACACUUGUCACGCUCCUGCCCUGACAAUCCCAAAGGGCUCUAUGCUCAAGGCGGCUGCUGUCGUGUUUGUGGUUCUGUGGAACAUUUCCAGAAGGAUUGUCCGGAGCACCAGGCAGCAACUAACUCGGUGACUCUGGGCUGGUUGUCCAACAACAUGAGCGCAGACCUGGAGGACGUUCACGUUCCAGUGAAGAAAGCCAAACCCAAGCAGGCCAAAGUGAUAACCUUCUGACCGGACCUCAGAGGACGUCGGUGCCUUCGCCUUGCGGAUUCUUCGGAACCGGACCGAGGGGUCAAAAUCUGACUCGCGGUCACUGAAGUUUUGUUUCAAAUGUUUCCUGUGGCGUUGGCUUACACAGUCUGCUGGAGGUGAAGCGUUUCACCAAAUAACAGAACUGAGGAAAGCCAGACUGUCCAACCUGAGCUGUGCACCGCUGGUGUUCAUGUGUGUUUGCAGAAUGUAUUCAUUAUGUACGUCUGUUUUAAUUCACUCAUCAACUGUGCAGCACUUCUAAUACUGACGGAAUAAAACUAGGGCUGCAACGUACAAUCAUAUUGGUAAUCGAUUAAUCAAUCGAUUAUUCUGACGAUUACUAUAUUUUACAGUUAUUUCCUUUAACCACCGAAGCCUCUUGUACGCAAUACAUUAAAAGAAAAACAUUAAAAAUUGAUUCAAAUCCAUUUCAAAAAAAAUAUUGCCUAAAAUAUAGUUCUUUUGUGAAUCUGAACCAGGUGAAGCUAAACCUAAACCACUUGAAGAGUUUUGGCUAAAAUAUAUUUACAGUCACAGAUUUCUUUGUCUUAAAUAUAAAAGAAUUUUCUUUCUUUUUUUCUUUUCUUUUUUUCACAGUUUGGGCUUAAUUACUGCUCUGAAUAUGUUUUUUUUCUCACUAAAAUAACCGUUUUUGAUUCUGUAUUUUCCAGCAAACAAUUAAUCAAUUACUAAGUUAGUUGAUGCUUAUUUCAAUAAUCAAUGAACAGAGAAUGUCACAAACUCCUAAACUAAUAUCCAGAGCACAUCAAGAGAGCGACUGGUCUUGGUAAGCUGGACUUCACUAGGUCUGGGUGGGUGGAGGACUGAUCCACGCUGCAGCAAAGAAAGUCUUCCUUCCAGGAGAUUUUCUCCAGUGGUGAGGUGGAACGGCAACAAAAGCUUUUAUUUAAUUUUUUUUUGUGUGUAUCUUUACACAGCCGGCUGCAGCUUGAUGUUCUCUCUAGAAAACAAAGUGAAACUGUAGCCAGGCAGCUGCUGCUGGCUGCCAGCUCACUGAAGAUGAUUAUGCCAUUUACCCAUGAGUUUCAUCUACUGUGUGUGUAGGUGUGUGUGUGUGUGUGUGUCUUAUAACAACAUAGAGGACUGAUUCUAAUGUCUCCUGGUUCCAAUUUGACAGCAGCUGAGAAGACUUUGGACAGAAGAUUGUUCUGCUCUGGCUGGGUUGCCCAAUAUCCUGCCUGCGAGCCCCAAACUUUAAUUCUAUGUGUAAAACUUUGCGGGGGGGCCUUGUAGUAAUAUUUUCAUUAUUUAUGACAAGUGAAAAUAGACCCUAGUAACUUCUUAUGACAUUUAUGCAACUUUUCUCUGCCGCGAAUGGAAAAAGUAGUAAAGGAAGGCAAAGAUGGAAGAAAUGCUUCCAGACAUACAAGAAAAAAAACAACAAAAAAUGACAUUGUGUAUCAGAAAGCAGUACCUUACAUCUAAAUCAGACAUGGAGCUGGGUGUUAAAAGGUGACACACCUUUUAAAAUACUGUUUCUGAGAUGUAUAAAAAUAACACCAAGCUAAAUCACUUCCAAAUUCUGGCCACCUUUAACGGGCCACGUCUCCAGAACAGUUCAUCUGCUGGAGAGAACGACAUAAAAAGUGGAAAGGUGCCACAACCUGUGUGCGUAAGUGUGAGCACUCUUAAACUAAAACUUUCAUUUUCUGUUCAUUUUUGAUGUAUUCUUGGUUUCGCUGCAUAUCUUUAAAA
Molecule: messenger RNA, 2708 nt
Organism: Xiphophorus maculatus (southern platyfish)
Lineage: Eukaryota; Metazoa; Chordata; Actinopteri; Cyprinodontiformes; Poeciliidae
Gene: zcchc9
Product: zinc finger CCHC-type containing 9
Exons: 6
Coding region: 198-971 (257 amino acids)
Molecular function (GO): zinc ion binding; nucleic acid binding
Source: RefSeq, a predicted model, not a curated record